This is a messenger RNA of Drosophila grimshawi, 1402 nucleotides long. RefSeq names its product lipase 3. Gene Ontology annotation, molecular function: hydrolase activity, acting on ester bonds. Gene Ontology annotation, biological process: lipid metabolic process. The transcript is spliced from 3 exons. The record is from RefSeq and is a predicted model, not a curated record. Bases 139 to 1323 code for a protein of 394 amino acids. Lineage: Eukaryota; Metazoa; Arthropoda; Insecta; Diptera; Drosophilidae.
GUCAGUCUCUUCGAGCAGAACCCAAUAUUAUCGCCAGAUAGUAGAUUGUACAAUCUGAGAUGUUGUAGUGCAGAUAAAAGAUACCCUGCCACUAUAUAAGACAGUGUUCUUUGCUGGCUUACGCAUAACGGCUAAAUCAUGAAGACACUUUUGAUCUGUGCGUCCAUUUUGUUGGGCAUUCUGGGGCUGGCCACAGCUGGCAAGAGACCCAUCUCCGAUUGCGGUGACCGCAUUCUGGAUGAUGGCUAUCCAAUGGAGCGUCACAAGGUGACCACCGAAGACAACUAUAUCCUGACCAUGCAUCGCAUCCCCUAUUCCCCCAAGACGGGCAACACGGGCAAACGUCCCGUGGCGUUCCUCAUGCACGGCAUGUUGAGCUCCAGUUCCGAUUGGGUGCUCAUGGGUCCAGGUAAGGCGCUGGCCUAUCUUCUGUCCGAUGCCGGCUACGAUGUGUGGAUGGGCAAUGCCCGUGGCAACACCUACUCAAAGGCACACAAAGUCUGGCCAACUUUCUGGCAGAUCUUCUGGAACUUCAGCUGGAACGAGAUCGGCAUGUACGAUGUACCCGCUAUGAUUGAUUAUGCUCUAGAAAUGACUGGCGAGAAACAGGUGCAGUAUGUGGGUCAUUCCCAAGGCACCACCGUCUACCUGGUCAUGAUGUCCGAGAAGCCCUCUUACAACGACAAGAUCAAGUCCGCCCAUCUGCUUGGCCCUGCUGCCUACAUGGAGAACAUGAAGAGCCCCAUGACCCGAGCCUUUGCUCCGAUCAUGGGCCAGCCCAAUGCCAUGGUCGAGCUCUGCGGCUCCAUGGAGUUCAUGCCGAGCAAUAAGUUCAAGCAAGACCUCGGCAUUGCGCAGUGCCAGGCAACCUCGCCCUAUGCCGAGAUGUGCGCCAACGAGAUCUUCCUCAUUGGUGGCUACGAUUCCGAGCAGCUGGACUAUGAGCUGCUGGAGCACAUUAAGGCCACGUCGCCAGCAGGCGCUUCGGUUAAUCAGAAUCUGCAUUUCUGCCAGGAAUUCAAUUCGGGCAAAUUCCGCAAGUUUGACUAUUCGGUGGUGCGCAAUCCGUUAGAGUACGGCAGCUAUUUCCCGCCAGACUAUAAACUAAAGAACGCCAAGGCUCCGGUCCUACUGUAUUAUGGUGCCAACGAUUGGAUGUGUGAUGUGGGCGAUGUUCGUAGGCUGCGCGAUUCGCUGCCCAAUAUGGCUCUGGAUUACCUUGUGCCCUUCCCGAAAUGGGCUCAUUUGGAUUUCAUUUGGGGCACCGAGGCCAAGAAAUACGUAUACGAUGAGAUUUUGAAGCAAAUGUCAAACUAUGAAUAGGUUAUUCAUAUAUAUUUAUAGUUUGGUUGCAUAAUAAACUGAACACCUUACUGGGAGUAAUAAUUUACUCCACUUGCAA